UGAUCAAUAACUACCUUGUUGUGCGUGUAGGCAACAAUGAUUCUCAUGUGUAUUUUGUAUUUUUAAUAAGAUUUGUCGUCACCAACGUGAAGAUAACCGUUAGCUGGUUGCUAGCUGGCUAAUCAUCACUUCCUAGCAGAGCACUGCGACAAGACUAAAAUCACCUUUUAUACCAACACAACGACACAAAGGGGUGUCUAAAUGUGCCAAUAAGUGUAUAUAUAGAUAGACAACAUGUACACACAGAUGACCAGGACUUUGAGUGGGAGCCUCCAACAGAGUCAGAGAUGAAGGUGAUCCAGGCUCGCAGGGAACGACAGGACAAGAUCAGCAAACUGAUGGGAGACUACCUGCUCAAAGGAUACAAGAUGCUGGGAGAGUGCUGUGAUGCAUGUGGGACAAUUCUUCUCCAGGACAAACAGCAGAAAAACUACUGUGUCUCAUGCCAGGAGCUGGACUCUGAUGUUGACAAGGACAACCCUGCUCUGAAUGCGCAGGCAGCUUUGUCCCAAGUGAGAGAAAGACAGCUUGCGGCCCAGACCGCUGCAACGGCCCAGUCCCCCGAACUCAACGGAGGCCCCAGCACCAGUCAGGCAGGUGUGUCAGUUGCUCAGCCCAGACCGGAGCACUGUGAGGGGGCCGCCGCGGGGGGGAGAGCUCUCCUACCUCCACCUGCUGUCCCUGCUCCUUCAGCUCCUGCCCCCACCCCUGUCCUGGCACCUACUCGCCCCCCAGUUGCUCCACAGAGUGCUGCCAUCCAACCUGCGCUGCAAGAAGCUGAAGAGGCUAUUCUAGUCAAACUCCGUUGGGCCACUAACCAGCUACAGAGUUCGACCUCCCUGGAGUCAAGUAUCCAGCUCUGCAGCCUCAUCGCCAGCUGUGCCAACUCGCUGCGCAGCCUCAAGGAGCUCACCCAGUAGCCAUCAUGGAAAAGGUUGAAACCCUGGAACGCUGUUUCUACUUGCCUCUGUCCUGGAAUACUGACUCUGGUUCGCUGCUUUGCAGCAUCUCUCUCUGACUGAAUCCUUGCGUAGAGCUGAAUUCAAAAAUUGGUCAGGAAAUGCACUUGAAAUAGGAUUUAUUAUGUCAAAAGUUCACGAUUUGCUCUUGAGUUAAAGUACCUACAUGGCUGGCAGAAAUAUCAUGUUACAUUGUUUUGAGUACAAACGUUUUGAGCAUUUGACUGUUUUUGUCAAUUUGUAAGUUAUGAUUUAAUGACAAGAACUGAACAUUUCUCAAUGCACAUUCAUCAUUGGUAUGAAUUUAAAACCAUCUGGCCAUUAAAAUAUUUAAAAAUGCGACUUAUAUUCUGCAGUAAAAGACUGCUAACGUAUUUCCAUAGUUUGAUUGGCUUUGAUUAAUCCUAAAUGGCCACCAAAUUGACAUCUGGGAAAAUAACAUCCGUUUUCUGAUUGGUUGUUCAGUAGUAUCCAAAAAACGGUGUUGGUUUGCAAAUCACAAAAUUAAAAACAAAAGCUAGAACCCCAGUGCACGAAUGUAUAAUUGUGAGUCUGCACAAGCAAGAGAGCCUAUGCUGAUGUACAACAAUCUACUAGACUGUAAAAAUGUGUAGUCUGUCGGUAAAAUGUUAAACACACAUCAGUCCUCUGAUCAGAGGUGCUUUUUUUUCUAUUUGCUGUUCAGUCUGACAGUCAGAUGGAGUCUUUUGUCUUUGACUCUCUGGUGAUGCAAAGAUUGUCAUUGUGUGCGGGCAGUUCUGAGGUUUUUAUUGUAAAUAUAUUUGAUAAAUGAUGGUGAUGAUGAUGAUGAUGAUGGUCACGUGGUUCGGUGAUGCUCAGAUGAGACGGGGCGACAUUCAGGAGUCAAACUCAUAAUUUUCAUUAAAACCAUCUAGAGCAAAUAAACGGUGCACUGUACAUCAAUACACAGCACUUAUAUACAGAUACGUAUUAGAUAAAAGCCUGCUUCAGUGUUGUUCAAGGCAGUUAGAGUUAUCUAAUUAUGUACCUGAAUAAAGCUUUGCCUGUUCAGGAGUUCUGCAGUUUCUUUCUUUCCACAAGAGGGCGCCAAAUGUAACGCUGCAAAGUUUAAUUGGAAAACGCUGUAUUUAAAUAAGUAGCAUUUUAAGUACCAAUAAAAAUGUAAAUUGCAUAUCUGUU
Molecule: messenger RNA, 2120 nt
Organism: Sebastes umbrosus (honeycomb rockfish)
Lineage: Eukaryota; Metazoa; Chordata; Actinopteri; Perciformes; Sebastidae
Gene: znrd2
Product: zinc ribbon domain containing 2
Exons: 4
Coding region: 288-920 (210 amino acids)
Source: RefSeq, a predicted model, not a curated record